GGAAGACCAAGGAGAGGAGGAAAAGGAGGAACCUGUGCAGGGCUCGCCGCCGACAGCCGGCCAGGCCCGUGUCCGAGCGGGACCGGCCCGUGCGGGUCGGCUCAGGGCUCUUUCACAGAGUCUGGAGAAGGGAACACUGAGUGGGGAUCCCAUGGAUCCACACAAACAUCUCCGGGGGCUGCCAGAGGACGGGGCCGGGCUCUGCCGGGCGCUGCCGAGAAUAAAAUAAAGGGCAGCGAGCGGCAGCCCGGCAGGAGGAAGAACUUGUGUCCAUGGAGGGGCAGAGGCCUGGAACAGCUGCCCAGGGAGGGCCUGGAGUGUCCCUGUGUGGAGCCAUGGCAGCCCCAGCUGGGCACGGCCUGGGCUGAGGGAGCUCCACAGGAACCUUCCCAACCUAAUAAUUCAGGGAUUCGGUGAUUUUUCACAGCUGCCGAUUUCCAGAAGCGCACAGCUCUGCUUCAACCCUAUGUGGGAACUGUGCACUCACGUUUUUAAAUUAGGGCGAUUUGCAGCCCGUCAUCAGGGCUGGGGCACUUGGGGAAUUGCAGAAACGCGCUCCCUGUUUCCUGCUUUUCCCCUUUCCUGGCAUCCAAGAGGCACAGAGCAGCAGAGCCUUGGGUUAACUGCUGUUGAGAGUAAUGUGUUUCAAGUGCUAAUAAAUAAUUUUUGUCGUGAGCAGACAGGAUGAUGAUGUGACUCAGGGUCAGGUACUGAAAAAUAAUGAGCAUUGCUUGAGGUGCUGUGAGACUUGUAUUUCUUGUUAAGGAGAGGUGUGAUCCGGUUGUAAUAGUUACAGGUUAUUGUUGUGAUAGCCACUAACAGGACAAGGAGAAUGGCUUUAAACUGAAAGAAUAGUUUUAGAGUAGAUAAUGGGAAGCAAUUCUUACCUGUGAAGCAGUGGCUGCUCCUGGAUCCCUGGAAGUGUCCAAAGCCAGGUUGGAUGGGGCUUGGAGCAGCCUGGGACAGUGGAAGGUCCCUGGCCAUGGAACAAAGUACCCUGUAGCAUGGCAGGUGAAGAGGACUUCUUUUUGGAGGAGAAAAGAUUCAAGCAGUACUGUGAAGACUUUGUUAAACAUUCACAGCAGAUAGGAGAUGGUUGGGAGUGGAGAGCCAGCAAGGACCUUGGUGAUGGUUAUCUUAGUAAGACACACUUCCAAGUAAGAAACAGACACAUCCCACCAGACCUCAAGGAGAAAAACAAUGAUAACACUGAAGAAAUGUUAUUUGCACAUGUAGAAGAGCCCUCGGAUGACUCUCAGGCCGCCGGCGUUUGCGGCACAGAAGAAGUGGUUCGCUAUGAGUACCACGUCCUGUACUCCAGCAGCUACCAAGUGCCUGUGCUGUAUUUCAGAGCGUGCUUUUUGGAUGGAAGGCCUUUAAGUCUGGAUGAAAUAUGGGGAAGUGUUCAUGCAUCCUACCAGGCUCGUCUGCAGGAGGGACCCUGGGACACUAUUACACAGCAGGAGCACCCCAUCCUUGGACAGCCUUUCUUUGUCCUGCAUCCCUGUCGAACCAAUGAAUUCAUCUCUGCUGUGCUGGGGGGCUCACAGGAGCACCACAGACAUACAAAUUACAUCAUACUGUGGCUCAGUACCGUAGGCCCAGUUGUGGGCCUGAAUCUGCCUUUGAGUUACGCAAAAGUGGCUUCUCAGCAGAGCACAGAUUUGGCUGAAAGAGCCCAGAGCUGAAGGACUGGGAGUGGUUAGGCUGUGAUAAAGCUGCUGCAGACUUCCCUAGGGAUGAAGCUGGAGGAUCCUUCCUGGCUGGUUAACCAUGCCAGAGUGGAAAUGAUUGCUGAUGGCUCUUUCCCUGGCCAGGACUCGCCACUGAUGAUGGUGGGAAUUGGCUGCUGCUGUGGAAACACCUCCCCAGCACCACCCAGACCUCAUCACCUGCCUCCUGUGCCCUCGGUGAGGCUGCACACAGAUGCACAAGCCAAGUUGUUGGAUCUACUGCACUUACCCCUAGAAGAUCUGCACCAUCUGUGGGGCAGAAAAAGCAAUAUAAACACAGAAAAAUUCUCAUGGGAUGUGGUGUGAGUUUGUGGCAGCCAGGGUAUGGGCUGAGACUGCUUCACCUGGGAGCCACCUUCUCCACCAGAGCCUGGUGAAGGAUCAGCCCACAGAACAUCCUCAUCCUGGGAAUAUCCCACAUGUCACACCUCCUCAGGGAGCCAGCGGGGCCGGGACUGUCACAGACAGAGCCCUUGGAGCCUGAGUGCAAUGAGCACGUCCAGCUCUGGAGCUCAGGAGCCUGGAGCAGCUGUGUGGGAACACCUGGCUCUGCCGUGCUCCGCUGCCUGCCAGGGAAGCUCUCCGUGCCCCCUGGGAGCUGCUGCUGCUCCCAGUUAGUGUUUCUCCUUGUAGUUGUGGUUGCUCACACGUUUGCUCCCUACCCUGCAGCCUCCCCUGACAGCUGUUGGCUUUUGGGGAAUUGCCUGGUGGUGCUGCCACUGAGAACCAGAUUAUGAGGAACUUCCCUACCACCCAUCCUGGCUUCUCUCCCAGUCCCGUUUUAUUUGCAGUGUAAAACGGAGCAGCUGACAUUGAAACACAGAUUUUACUUUGCACAUGCAGCAAUUGUCACUUACACAGCCCAGUGUGUGCCACGUCAGAGCUGGGAGUGUGAAGUGCAUCCAGAUCCUGGUUUUUCAGAUUAUGUUUUUAACUUCCAUUACUUGUCAUUGGAGGAUAAGGAAUACAGAAUGCAGUCCUUCAAAUUCCAUUGCUGGGGAGUUUGUUUGCCAGCCAUUUGGAAUUAAUAAUGAAAGCACAUUGUUUAUUUUGUUCUGUACCCUUUCCCAUGUAAGAUUUACAAAAUACGGCCCACAGCUACGUUAAUUUUUUUUAACACUUUUGGUAACACAUGCUUGAAGUUUGCAUCCACAGUCCAUUUGUAAAUUUAAGUGAGAGUUAGAUAGGAGGAAGAACCAACAAAAAGAGGUAACAGCAGGUUUAGGAGCUGUUGAAUGUUCACUCCUGCUCUGUGAUCUUCACUUGUGAUACCCUUCAACAGAAGA
Molecule: messenger RNA, 3019 nt
Organism: Parus major (Great Tit)
Lineage: Eukaryota; Metazoa; Chordata; Aves; Passeriformes; Paridae
Gene: ATG10
Product: autophagy related 10
Exons: 8
Coding region: 1005-1688 (227 amino acids)
Biological process (GO): macroautophagy; protein lipidation; protein modification by small protein conjugation
Cellular component (GO): intracellular anatomical structure
Molecular function (GO): Atg12 transferase activity
Source: RefSeq, a predicted model, not a curated record